Messenger RNA from Colletotrichum lupini, 642 nucleotides. RefSeq names its product 30S ribosomal protein S13p/S18e. The transcript is spliced from 4 exons. Gene Ontology annotation, biological process: translation. Bases 1 to 642 code for a protein of 213 amino acids. The record is from RefSeq and is a predicted model, not a curated record. Gene Ontology annotation, cellular component: mitochondrion; small ribosomal subunit; ribosome. Gene Ontology annotation, molecular function: structural constituent of ribosome; RNA binding. NCBI's taxonomy places the organism in Eukaryota, Fungi, Ascomycota, Sordariomycetes, Glomerellales, Glomerellaceae.
AUGAGGAAGUCGAGCUCGGACCCUGGUCGCCGCAACUGCCCAAUGGGGGGAGGCAAUCCGUGGAAGUGGAUGGGUCCAUGGCAUAAAGGGUCGCCUUCUGGGCGGAUCAGUGCUAUCAAUGCAGCCGGGCAGCCACUGGUGUCACUAGACUACGUGCAGCACCUGCCACCGCCGCGUUGCAAUUGGAUCCACUAUUUUCCGGCGCCGACUCUCCGCACCGGAUCAGCCCGCGGCGACGAUAGUGACGCUCUUUUCGAGGACUCGGGUUUUAAAUUGAAGAAAAUGGUUUUCAUUCUAGGAGUCAACUUUUCCGAGCAAAAGCUCGUGAAGAAGGCGCUUGAGUCUUUCUUCGCUCUCGGGCCGACCACAUCAUCCCGCAUUUUGGCCAAAUACUCCAUCUCCCCCAUGUCCAAAGUCGGCGCUCUGCCACCGAAAACCGUCACGGCUCUUACGGCAGAGUUAUCGACAAUGACGAUAGAAAGCGAUGCGCGGAAGAUCAUUCAACAGAACGUCAUGAGACUAAAGGAUAUGGGAAGUUACCGGGGAAGAAGACACGCCAUGAACCUCCCCGUGAGAGGACAGCGGACGAGGACCCAGAUCGAGUCGGCCAGGAAGCACAAUUCUGCGAACAGACGAUGGUAA